This is a messenger RNA of Histoplasma capsulatum G186AR, 759 nucleotides long. RefSeq lists its product as uncharacterized. Lineage: Eukaryota; Fungi; Ascomycota; Eurotiomycetes; Onygenales; Ajellomycetaceae. The coding region runs from base 1 to 759 and encodes 252 amino acids. The record is from RefSeq and is a predicted model, not a curated record. The transcript is spliced from 4 exons.
AUGACGCAAGAACUAGGGCCAACGGUGGGCCUUGUUGAACGCUCCAGAGCCAUCCCUGCGACACUCUGGGGUUCGACUGACAGGGAGAGGAUUGGAGUCAUCAGUGAACGGGAUGCAAAUAAUACUAUGGGCCGUUUCAAAUGUUUUGAUUUUCGCUGGUUUAAAGUUCUAGGGCCCAUUUCACGGAAGGCGAAAAGCUUCCACCAACCAUGGGAGCUACAAGAAACGCCCUCCGCAUCGCGAUUAUGGUUCGAGCUUUUCAUCGUAAAUCCCGCCUUUUGUGCCGGAAAAUGGGGCAUAGAUGAAAUACAUCCUUCUACAGAACAGAAAUUUUCCGCCGGAGAUGGCGUCAGCAUUGAUGUCAAGAUCCGAUGCGGCUUUCAAGCUUAUCCAUGGGGUACUGAAGAUGAGAUUUCUCAAGCUGCUGGGGGAAAUGGCGCUAAAAGCGUUACAGGAACUGUCAUUUUGUUUCCCAUCGAGUUCAAUGAGGAAUAUCUUCAGAUGAGCCCGCUAUUCAUGGAAAGUGGUAAUGGUUCGGGAGAAGAGAGCAAUUAUUGGGAAACCAGUUACGGCAUCUUCCGCAAAUGGGGAAUAGAAAAAGAAGGCCUUUCUCUCAAUGAUGGCAUGAAUGCUCAGACAAAUAUGUAUGACACACCUGAACUUGAAGCGGUUAUGAGGAUUACCAGGAGAUUGAAGCUCAGGAAUAAGUUGGUCUUUGACUAUGGAUAUUCUCUUAUCUGGCUAUUCUGCGAGGCUUGA